This is a messenger RNA of Punica granatum (pomegranate), 1969 nucleotides long. The record is from RefSeq and is a predicted model, not a curated record. NCBI's taxonomy places the organism in Eukaryota, Viridiplantae, Streptophyta, Magnoliopsida, Myrtales, Lythraceae.
GCUGUCCCUCUUGACUUCACAUCACUCAGAUUGAGAAGGGCUUCUGUAAAGCAUUCCCAUGGCAUCUGAGAAGAAAAGGCUUGACACGGCCUAUAAGAACCAACCAACGGCUCAAUUCUUGAAUUCUUGGAAGACCAUAAAUGCGGGGAAUGGACCGAGUCAUUCCGAAAGCAAGAACGCAUAACUAGCUUCACUUGAUCAAACCAUGGUCAAAUAUUAGAUGUUCAAAGCGUGGCCUCAUCAUUGCCAUUGAAUGGGAGGGAAGAUCUCCUCUGAGUCAGGGGUUUGAUUUUUUAAUGGCGUAGAAUUCUUCCCCUUGACUUCUUGCUGCUGCUCUUCUCCUCUGUUCUGCAACUGCUCGAGCUUCCCUUCAUCAAAAUGGGGCCCCUCCCGUGCCAUUUUUUCGCUUCCCCCGUAUAUCUGCUGAGCUCUAUUCUUCGGCUGUUAUCUUUCGAAUCCUCCAGCAGUUGCCUCCGAAGGCUUCCGCCAUGGGAGGUUGCCUGGGAAAGCCUGCAAAGUGUGCCCAUGCUUCUUCCAACAAGUUCUCUGAGAUUACCAGGCCUCCUAGUAAGGCCAAGCAGGAUUCCGCCUCCUCGGGUCCAGGAUCAGCUCUGAUAAGCUCAGAGAAACUGAUCCUAGGCCCCAAAGCUAGGACACUGGUCUGUAACAAUCUCAAGUCAUUUAACUUCAACGAACUGAGAGCUGCCGCCAAGAACUUCCGCCCUGAUAGCCUUCUCGGGGAAGGAGGUUUCGGGUGUGUCUUCAAAGGGUGGAUCGACGAGAACACAUUAGGGCCCACGAAACCUGGGACUGGGAUCGCCGUGGCAAUAAAGAAGCUCAAGCCAGAGAGCUUUCAAGGCCACAGGGAAUGGCUCGCCGAAGUCAACUACCUGGGUCAGCUCCACCAUGAAAAUCUCGUAAAACUUAUAGGCUACUGCUCGGAGUCGGAGAAUAGGCUUCUUGUCUACGAGUUUAUGGCCAAAGGAAGUCUCGAGAACCACUUGUUCAGAAAAGGGGUCCAACCUAUUCCUUGGACAAUUCGGAUGAAGAUCGCCGUAGGUGUUGCUCAUGGAUUGUCCAUUCUACAUGGUUUAGAUGCAAAUGUGAUCCACCGUGACUUGAAAGCUUCCAAUAUUUUACUCGAUUCGGAUUAUAAUGCCAAGCUCUCGGACUUUGGUUUGGCAAGAGAUGGCCCCACUGGAGAUAAAACUCAUGUCUCGACACGAGUUGUGGGAACUCGGGGUUAUGCAGCUCCUGAAUAUGUUGCGACAGGUCACUUGACACCGAAGAGUGAUGUGUACAGCUUUGGAGUUGUCCUGCUGGAACUACUCUCAGGGAGACGGGCAAUGGAUGAUGAGAGAGGAGGCGGCUAUGUGGGAGAGACACUCGUAGAAUGGGCAACUCCGUUUUUAAGUGACGGAAAGCGAAUGGUAAGGGUUAUGGACACGAGGCUCGGGGGCCAGUACUCCAAGAAGGAAGCUCAAGCCACAGCAGCACUGGCACUGCAGUGCCUCAGUUUGGAUCCCAAGAGCCGGCCCCUCAUGGUUGAUGCAUUGGCCACUCUCGAGCAGCUCCAGACAGUGAAAGGAGUCCCGGGAACCCCACCUUCAGUCCUGAAUCACCGAGGGACAGGGCAUACUGGCCCAGCUCGCCGGGCAGCAUAUUCCCGAUGAACCAUGCUUUCUGCGUAGAUGUUGACGGAUACUUCCACUGGCAGAAGGAGCCUGCGCUCUAAGAUAAUGUCCAACAACUCUGAUGGCUCAAUAGUCGACAAUAGUUCUAAGUAUCCAAAGCUGUGUACGAGUUGGAGAUGCAAACAUUACCGGGUUGUGCUCCAAUUGCUGAACAGUGAAUACUAUCGUAUGUUCCUCUCCGAGGAAAAAAAAUAUAUGGUGCGUUUGGUUUUAGAGUUAAAAAGUAUAAUUGAGUUUUGAUUUUAAUUGAGCUGUAAUGAUUGUGUCGUUGAAUU